Molecule: messenger RNA, 2580 nt
Organism: Saccharomyces kudriavzevii IFO 1802
Lineage: Eukaryota; Fungi; Ascomycota; Saccharomycetes; Saccharomycetales; Saccharomycetaceae
Gene: ALR1
Product: Mg(2+) transporter ALR1
Exons: 1
Coding region: 1-2580 (859 amino acids)
Biological process (GO): intracellular magnesium ion homeostasis; magnesium ion transmembrane transport
Cellular component (GO): plasma membrane
Molecular function (GO): magnesium ion transmembrane transporter activity
Source: RefSeq, a predicted model, not a curated record
AUGUCAUCAUCGUCUAGUUCGUCAGAGUCGUCGCCUAAUUUGUCGCGAUCGAACUCACUGGCUAACACCAUGGUUUCCAUGAAAACAGAGGAUCAUACAGGAUUGUAUGACCACAGGCAGCAUCCUGACUCGCUACCAGUUCGUCACCAAGCUCCGCCAUUGAAGAGGGGGGAAACAGCUAACUGCUCAAACCCUCCUACUCCCAAUGAGCAGAAGAGCUCAGCGAAAUAUGGUGGCCAUGUGGAGGCGGGAGAUCCACCCGCGAGAAACCGCAUGGAUUUUGAGGAUGAAAGUUCGGAUUUGGGAGAAGCAGUUUCUCAUCACCAAUUGAGAGCAUCUGCGAUUCUAACUUCUAAUGCGAGGCCAUCUAGGCUAGCACAUUCCAUGCCACACCAAAAGCAGCUUUACGUGCAGAGCAAUACACAUAUCUUACCAAAGGAUGGGUGCCUAAAAAAGGACUAUAAUAUGUCACCUUCGACCGUGUCUUCAAGUAACAAAUCCAGACUAAGUACACCUUCCUCGGCAAGCCCCAUUACAAAGGUCCGUAAACCCUCACUAGUCAAUCCGAUCCUUGAGAUACCACGUGAGCCGAAAGCCGAUCCGCAUUCUAAGCAGGUCAAACCUAAGAAGAGAACUUACUCCACAACAUCUACACAUUCAUCCAUUAAUCCUGCAGUUUUGCUGACGAAAAGUUUAUCCCAAAAAUCGGAUGGAGAAGAUGAUGCACAGGAGAGAAAGCCAGUACGUAUGAACACUAGGGCCUCUUUUGAUAGCGAUGUAUCACAGGCGUCCAGGGAUUCACAAGAAACAGAAGAAGAUGUUUGUUUCCCAAUGUCUCCACAGCUGCAUACAAGAGUCAAUGGUAUAGAUUUCGAUGAACUAGAAGAAUAUGCCCAGUUUGCAAAUGCGGAAAAGAGUCAGUUUCUGGCAAACCUUCAAGGACCCAACGAACAAAAAUACAGUAACGUUUCUCAAGAUAUUGGAUUUACUAGCUCCACUUCUACUUCAAGCUCUUCAGCGGCCUUGAAAUACACACCUAGAAUUUCGCAGACACUUGAAAAGAGUGACGGCACUAAUGAGACAGACGCAAAUGCGGAGAAGGAAGAGGAACAUGACGAUGUUAAGCCUAGUUUACGUCCUGGUGUAUCAUUUGGUAAAAAUAAGGUGGAAGGAGAAGAUAAUGAAAACAUUCCAACCCCUGAUCCAGCGUAUUGUUCAUACCAAAAUACAGAUUUUCAAAUUCCCAAUAGAUUUUCAUUUUUCUGUUCAGAAUCGGAUGAAACUGUACAUGCCAGUGACAUUCCUUCUUUAGUAUCUGACGGUCAGACUUUUUACGAAUUGUUCAGAGGAGGCGAGCCAACAUGGUGGUUGGAUUGCAGUUGCCCAACCGAUGAUGAAAUGCGUUGCAUCGCAAAGGCAUUUGGCAUCCAUCCAUUGACGGCAGAAGAUAUUAGAAUGCAGGAGACUCGUGAAAAGGUGGAACUUUUCAAGUCAUAUUACUUUGUUUGUUUCCAUACAUUUGAAAACGAUAAGGAAUCAGAGGAUUUCUUGGAGCCCAUUAACGUUUACAUUGUCGUUUGCAGGUCAGGCGUUUUGACUUUUCAUUUUGGCCCAAUAUCUCAUUGUGCCAAUGUAAGAAGACGUGUAAGACAAUUACGUGAUUAUGUCAAUGUUAAUUCAGAUUGGUUAUGUUAUGCCUUAAUCGAUGAUAUCACGGAUAGUUUUGCUCCUGUUAUUCAAUCUAUUGAAUAUGAAGCUGACUCCAUUGAAGAUUCAGUAUUCAUGGCCCGUGAUAUGGACUUUUCGGCCAUGUUACAAAGGAUUGGUGAAAGUAGACGCAAGACAAUGACGUUAAUGAGACUUUUGAGUGGUAAAGCGGAUGUUAUAAAAAUGUUUGCCAAAAGAUGCCAAGAUGAAGCUAAUGGUAUUGGACCAGCGCUAACAUCACAGAUCAAUAUUGCAAACUUACAAUCAAGACAAGAUAAUUCCAAUCGCACGAGUAAUAAUAGCCAUGCACUUUUGCCAAAUAACUCUCCACACACAACAUCACAACCGAGGGGGGAUAUUGCAUUAUAUCUAGGCGAUAUUCAAGAUCAUUUGUUGACGAUGUUUCAAAAUUUGCUGGCGUAUGAGAAAAUUUUCUCUAGAUCUCAUACAAAUUACCUAGCUCAGUUGCAAGUAGAAUCGUUCAAUUCGAAUAACAAAGUUACGGAAAUGUUAGGUAAGGUCACCAUGAUAGGUACAAUGUUAGUCCCAUUAAAUGUUAUCACUGGUCUUUUCGGUAUGAAUGUCACAGUUCCAGGAGAAAACUCCAGUAUUGCGUGGUGGUUCGGAAUAUUGGGUGUUCUGCUUUUACUGGCCACCAUAGGGUGGUUUUUGGCGAAUUUUUGGAUUAAAAGAAUAGAUCCUCCGGCUACUCUUAACGAAGCUGCAGAGAGUGGGGCCAAAUCUGUUAUCUCUAGCUUUUUACCCAAACGAAAUAAGAGAUUCAAUGAUCGUUCGAAAAAUGUCAAUAUAAGAGUCGGCCCUUCAAAUAGGUCAGUUGCAAGUCUUCCUAGUAGAUAUAGCCGCUAUGAUUGA